This is a messenger RNA of Biomphalaria glabrata, 4844 nucleotides long. RefSeq lists its product as uncharacterized. Bases 311 to 2689 code for a protein of 792 amino acids. NCBI's taxonomy places the organism in Eukaryota, Metazoa, Mollusca, Gastropoda, Planorbidae. The transcript is spliced from 9 exons. The record is from RefSeq and is a predicted model, not a curated record.
UAGUCCAAUAAAAUCGUUAACGGCCCCCGUGUUUCUCAAUAGAUCGACUGUGCAGUAGCUAGACUGCAGUUCGAUAGUAGAACUUGUGUAGAACGUACGAUGAUACAUUCUUUAAAGACACACUUGUUUGUAAUUACGCUCUGUUAUUACAGUUCACGUUUUACUGAAAUUACUGACAUAAAUAUCAAAAGGUAAAAUAGGUAAUUACUUUGAAAUAACAAUGCGAAGAAUUUCACAGAGAAAAGUGGUUUGUGGAUAUGGCAACGCUCGGACUAAUUCAAGAGUUUGACAUUCGUUAAAUCGUGCAAUCAUGACAGCACAUGGAUUUCUUAUCUUUGUCCUCAGUCUGUGUGUCGCCGAGACUAAACUUGUGGGCCGUUAUACCAGGAGCGAGACUUCGGCUUCUACUGAGCGUCUCGAUUGCAAGAAUAAGUUCGACUGUUCCAUGACGGUAAACAACAUUUCAUAUGAAUGUAAUAUUGGUGCCGAAGAAAAAUGCGUGACCUUCAACUGGAAAAACGUGGAUCACGAUGCUAUUUCUACAGAAAGUAUCCAUCAUUAUCCAUAUUUGUCAACUGUAUCCAUUGAGCUGAAGCUAUACACAUUUCAGGAGACGAGAUUCGAAAUCAAUGUUUUGAAGUUUGCUUUCCAACUGCCUCAAUUGAGUUUUGGUCAAGGGGGUGUGGCACAGGCAGUGAUGGCGGUCCUGCACAACACCGGCUCGUCUGCUGUGGUCUACACCAAACCAACAUGCCGAAUAUUUGACUUCAGCAGCUCCACGCUGCUGUCAUCUGACGUGGUAGAACAACAGAACCUGACAGUGCCCAGUGAGUGCCUUGGUGUUGACAUUGCACCAGGCAACUAUACCUUAGAUCUGACCACUAUUCCCACCAACCACAGCUUAUUGUACAAGAUCACCUGGCCCCGGGAUGAACGAGACAUGGACGAGGAUGUCUGGGUCCAGAAGUUGAUUGCUGUAGCCGCUGUGCCGAAAGAGAGAAUGGUACACGUCGUUUUCCACCCACUGAAGAACGUCAUCGCAAUGGUCCGGGUGUCGCUGAUGACCAGACAUAGAGUGGUCAAGACUGAAACGGUUCUAAAAGGUCAGACAAGCGUCAUGUUUAAAGACGUAGCCGAUGGUCAGUACAGAGUCCUGCUUAGCCCAAUGGGCAAUGUAUGUGACAAACAGGAGUUUGUGUGUGCCGAAGAAUUCUCUGACAUGGUCACCUUGGACAAUUCUGCAACACCUGUAGCUGAGAAUUACCUUAUUCUGGUGAUAAUACUUGUGGUGUUAUCUCCUUUGUUUCUAUUGCUGAUGAUUUUCUGUUUGUAUAAACACCUGAAGCCUCAUCAAGGGAAUGUUUUUCUGUGCAUCAAUGCUGUAGUUACGCGGAAGUUAGAGGAGAGGAUUUCUACCACAUUCAGCAAUCUUCUGACUGAACUUCUUCAUGCUGAGGUAGACAUCCGAUUCUCGUAUCCAUCUUCUGAAAGCUCUGCAUCCUUAGCUGACCAACAGACGUCUUUAAUUGACCCUUCGGAAGACGUUGUCGACGUCACGGAAAACAGAGAGAGACGAAAGCAUCAUUACAAGAUCUACUUAUUUUUUCCUUCCACUGUCCAUUGUUUAAAUGGCAGCUGGUACUCUAAGAGAAACUGCUCCAGCAAAAAACAAACGUUUUGCGGCUGGCCGUGGACGUCCAAGAAUUCUGGAUACGAGAUACUGACCGUAAUAUUUUCUCACCAGCCUACGACUAGUGAGACUAUCUGCGAAGACCUUAGUUCUGAUGGUCAUCUCACAGUUUUAGACAAUUUCAGUAAAAGACGGCCACCGUUGUCUUCCGUCACACCCUCGCUACACAACAUGCCAGGUCUGGUCAACAAUAGACUUCAGGAUGAAGACAAAGUGUUUUAUUUACCGAAAGAUAUCAAAUAUUUCCUGACUUCAUUCCGGUUUAAAACCCCGCCGAUGGCUUCAGCGGCUGAAGAAUCGGAUCAUUGGAAGUCUGUAGUCAGUAUGUUCUCGAAAAUAGCCGAAAACCAGCCCGUGAACGAUCCGGACAUAGAUUUCUCGGUGAUAACUAUCACCGAUAUCGACGAACUAUCCAGCGUAGGUCAAAACACUAUUCCCAGUCGCCGUAUAAUUGCUGGCCUUGUGCCUUUGGAAAAAUGUAGUGAAUUUUCAGAGUCUUAUUCCAACGUGUCCGACUUUGCGAGGGAGAUCCAGAACACGCGUGCAUCGUUACCAUAUCACUCUUUGUCUCAAACUCAACAACAUUGUUUGUUGCACACCGAUGAUGAAGUAAUCUUCAGGAGUCAGCCCGCACACUCUAACUCAAAAAUUUCAGCAUCCAUUCUGGAUGUAUUAUCUCCUGAACGAACAGAAACACACAUUCUAAGAACUAACCCGCAAACCAGAUAUUACAACCAUCAUUUCACCUUUCAACCAGACUCCGGCCAAGGAGAUUCAUUUGGAAGUUUCCAGAAUAUAUCUGAACAAUUGCCUGUUUAUCCAGAUAAUUUUUUAAGUAUUACCUCCCCUCACAUUUUAGAUUCCCUUGACAAGUAUCGUAGUUUUCAGCCAGAUUCAGGGCAAGGGAUCUCGAUCCAAAGCUUCCAGAACCAGUUUCAAGACUUUUCAUCAUACCCAGCGGACUUUGUAAGAGCUAUCAUACCACCGGAACCUCAUUAAAGAAGCUUCUCUUUUUAACUUUGUAUGAAGCUGAAUAAAUGGACAAUAUUAUUAAAGUUCCUCAUGAGUAUUAACUUUUUCGGGGUGGCCCGGGGGGAGGGGGAGUGAUGGCUGAGCCUACUGCAUUAUGCUUACAGCACAAUCUCGAAGUAGGUGUAUUUCUCAGUACAAGAUCCUCUGGAAAAAUCUUUAAUGUAUCAAGUUUGAGCGCAAAAAACACAGGAAGGUACUUAUCGGGAACUCCUCUAUGCUGAUGAUGCAGCUGUUGUGGCUGACUCUUCCACACAUCUUUAGACCCUGGUUGACAAACCAGCUGCUGCUUGCCAGAAGUUUGGCUCACAUAUAAGUCAAAGCAAGACUACAAUACUAGUUCAGAACACUUCACGUAACCGUUAAUGGCCAACCACUGGAAACUGUUGACCAUUUUUGCUAUUCAUUAUAUGUUCUACUGAAUAAAGACAUUAACAAAGGAUAGCCAAGGCAAUGGGUGCCAUGUCACGACUGCAGAUAAGGGUGUGGGACAAUACCUUGCUGACUAACAAUACCAAAGCUUUAGUCUACCGGAUCUGUAUGAUGAGCAUUUUGCUAUAUGAGUAGAUGAAACAUGGUCAACCUAGUCAUGGCUAAAUAUCUUCCACCUCCGAUGCCUAAGGCGGGUCUUUAAAAUAAUGUGGCAAGAUAAAAUAACAAAUGAGUAAGUGCCACGAUAUAUAUAUAUACAUGUUAUUUUUUUGGGAGGGAUAUGAAUUUCUAUUUUGUACACCUUUUAUUUAGCCCAUAAUUUAUGUCUUUGUAUGUCCAUUCAUUACUGAUAUUGUUACAUACAUGUUAGCGAGAUAAUGUCAAAUAGUCCAAUGAUAGUCUAAUGAUAGUCCAAUGAAAGUCAAAUGAUAGUCCAAUGAUAUCUUAGCUACGUUUGAAUGGAAGAAAUUAUCUCCUAUUCUUUCAAUGGGCAUCAAGGCAAAACUAUUUGCAGUGGCGUAACAAGCUACUCGUGCCCCCCCCCCCGGGCAAAGGAUGUGAAGGUACGCUCUCUCCCCUUGAUUGAGAGUGUUAUAGAUCUGUUAUAGAUAUAAUAGCACAGUGAGUGCUUGUAAAUGUGUACAGUCAAGACGUUGUUUUCUUGUAAGUGUCUUUAUGGAACUAUUUGGUCAUGGGCCCGGGUUCAUUAAACCUCGUCGCUCCAUUGUUGCUACGCCAUGAACUAUUUGUUUGAAAAGAGAGUUUAUCCAAAUUUUUCUUAAAUCCAAUGAAAUCCAACAAAAUUAUAGUCUAAAUAUGAAAUACUACAGCUAUUGCUCUGCUAUUUGAAUCUGUAGGUUGCCUUCGAAAAUAAAUCGACCUUCAUUGCUCUCUCUCUCUCUCUACAGAUAUUUUGCAGUGCAGCCGUUUUUCUUUUUUUUUCUUUUCAUAUUAUAAAGUGCUUUUAACUGUUACUUUUCUAUUGCAUUUUUUUAUGAAAAAUUAUUACUUUAUUAUUAUAAUUUUUAAUCAUUAACAUACUCUAUCUAUCUAUCUAUCUAUCUAUCUAUCUAUCUAUCUAUCUAUCUAUCUAUCUAUCUAUCUAUCUAUCUGUCUGUCUGUCUGUCUGUCUGUCUGUCUGUCUAUCUAUCUAUCUAUCUAACUAUCUAUCUAUCUAUCUAUCUAUCUAUCUAUCUAUCUAUCUAUCUAUCUAUCUGUCUGUCUGUCUGUCUGUCUGUCUGUCUGUCUGUCUAUCGAUCUAUCUAUCUAUCUAUCUUUCUAUCUGUCUGUCUGUCUGUCUGUCUGUCUAUCUAUCUAUCUAUCUAUCUAUCUAUCUAUCUAUCUAUCUAUCUAUCUAUCUAUCUAUCUAUCUAUCUAUCUAUCUAUCUAUCUGUCUGUCUGUCUGUCUGUCUGUCUAUAUGUCUGUCUGUCUGUCUGUCUGUCUAGCUAUCUAUUAUGUAAUUGAUAUUUGCGUGUCUGUCUCUCAGACUGUAUAUACAAUGAGAUCAACAGAAAUAAACAGUAUAGUGUACAAAGGUCAUUUGUUUUCAUAACGCUUUAACUUCUAAAUUGUGUACAUAUUUGUGUUUUUGUAAACUUUAACCUUUAUUAAAGAGACUUGUAUUGAUUGGUAUGUUUAACUAAUGCAUUUUUUAAUGUUUAAAAAAGUAAUAAAAAAAAUCUCGAACAGAAA